Fukomys damarensis (Damara mole-rat) is the source of this 2456-nucleotide messenger RNA. RefSeq names its product mitochondrial intermediate peptidase (gene Mipep). Lineage: Eukaryota; Metazoa; Chordata; Mammalia; Rodentia; Bathyergidae. The transcript is spliced from 19 exons. Gene Ontology annotation, cellular component: mitochondrion. The record is from RefSeq and is a predicted model, not a curated record. Bases 166 to 2307 code for a protein of 713 amino acids. Gene Ontology annotation, biological process: peptide metabolic process. Gene Ontology annotation, molecular function: metalloendopeptidase activity.
CCUCGCGACUCACACAGUCUGAGGGCCGCGUCCGACCCGGAAGCGCGGGCGUCACGUGGCGCGGCGUGGUCCGCUGCCGUGGAAACGCAGGGCACGUGUUACUUCAGGAGCUGGGCCCUCGGGCUCAGACCUUGGGGCAGGGAAAGAGGCUACGGUGGGGAUACAAUGCUGUGCGUCCGAUGGCUGGGCGGCCUCGGAGCCGGGGUAGCGGCUCUGCGGCCGGGGCCAGCAGGCCCAAUUAGCUUCCGAGCUGGGAUCCGGGCCCGAAGGGUCAGCACCAGCUGGUCCCCGGUGGGCGCCGCCUUCAAUGUCAGGCCCCGGGGCCGCCUCCUGGACCAGUUCGGCGAGCAUCGGGGUCUCUUUGGCGUCCCUGAGCUCAGUGCCCCAGAAGGAUUUCGAGUCGCACAGGAGGAAGCCUUGAGAAGGACAGAGAUGCUGUUGGAGCGGGCGUGUUCCACCCCCCCUGGGCCAGAGACUGUGUUCAUCUUUGAUGAACUCUCUGACACCCUGUGCAGAGUGGCCGACUUGGCCGAUUUUGUGAAAAUUGCACACCCCAAACUGGUGUUCAGAGAAGCUGCAGAAGAAGCCUGCAGGAGUAUUGGCACCAUGGUGGAAAAGUUGAACACGAAUGUGGAAUUAUACCAAAGUUUGCAGAAAUUAUUAGCUGAUAAAAAGCUUGUGGACUCCCUUGAUGCUGAAACCAGGCGAGUGGCUGAACUGUUCAUGUUUGAUUUUGAAAUCAGUGGAAUCCAUCUAGAUGAAGAAAAGCGUAAAAAAGCAGUGGACCUUAAUGUUAAAAUCUUGGAUUUGAGUAGUCAGUUUCUUAUGGGAACCAACUUUCCCAUCAAGAUUGAGAAGCGUCUCUUACCGGAACACAUUCACCAUCACUUUGUGCACGACAAGAAUCAUAUAGUGGUCGAUGGUCUACACGCAGAAGCCCCGGAUGACUUGGUUCGAGAAGCUGCUUAUAAAAUUUUUCUUUACCCCAAUGCUGGCCAAUUAAAAUGCUUAGAAGAAUUGCUCAGUAGCAGAGAUCUUCUGGCGAAGUUGGUGGGGUAUUCUACAUUUUCUCACAGGGCCCUUCAAGGAACGAUAGCUCAAAACCCAGAGACUGUCAUGCAGUUCCUUGAGAAACUAUCUGACAAACUUUCUGAAAGAGCUAUAAAAGAUUUUGAGAUGAUGCAAGGGAUGAAAAUGAAACUAAAUCCUCAGAAUUCUGAACUGAUGCCUUGGGAUCCCCCCUAUUACAGUGGUGUGAUUCGUGCAGAGAGGUAUAAUAUUGAGCCCAGUUUAUACUGUCCAUUUUUCUCCCUUGGAGCAUGCAUGGAAGGCCUGAAUAUCUUGUUUAACAAACUGCUGGGCAUUUCGCUAUAUGCAGAACAGCCUGCCAAAGGCGAGGUGUGGUGCGAAGACGUCCGGAAACUGGCUGUUGUUCACGAAUCUGAAGGAUUGUUGGGGCACAUUUACUGUGAUUUUUUCCAGAGAGCAGAAAAACCGCAUCAGGAUUGCCAUUUUACAAUUCGAGGAGGCCGAUUAAAGGAAGAUGGAGAAUAUCAACUCCCAGUUGUAGUUCUUAUGCUGAAUCUUCCCCAUUCCUCAAGGAAUUCACCCACUUUAUUAACUCCUGGGAUGAUGGAAAAUCUUUUCCAUGAAAUGGGACAUGCCAUGCACUCAAUGCUGGGACGAACUCGGUAUCAACAUGUCACGGGGACCAGGUGCCCCACGGAUUUUGCUGAGGUUCCAUCUAUUCUGAUGGAGUACUUCUCAAAUGACUAUCGAGUGGUUAACCAAUUUGCCAGACAUUAUGAAACUGGGCAGCCGCUGCCAAAAGCCAUGGUGUCUCGUCUCUGUGAAUCGAAGAAGGUUUGUGCUGCUGCAGACCUGCAACUCCAGGUUUUUUAUGCCACUCUGGAUCAAAUCUACCAUGGGAAGCAUCCUCUGAGGAAGUCAACCACAGACAUUCUCAAAGAAACACAGGAGAAAUUUUAUGGCCUCCCCUAUGUUCCCAAUACUGCCUGGCAGCUGAGAUUCAGCCACCUGGUGGGUUAUGGUGCCAAAUACUACUCUUACCUGAUGUCCAGGGCCGUAGCAUCCAUGGUUUGGAAGGAAUGUUUUCUACAGGAUCCUUUUAACAGGGCUGCUGGAGAGCGCUAUCGCAGGGAGGUGCUGGCCCACGGUGGGGGCAGGGAGCCCAUGCUCCUGGUUCAAGGUAUGCUGCAGAAGUGUCCUUCUAUUGAUGACUUUGUGGAUGCCCUUGUUUCUGACUUGGAUCUGGACUUUGAAACUUUCUUCAUGGAUUCUCAAUAAUGGAAACACCUUGUAUCUUUUAAUCUAGCUCAUACAGAUAUUAACUGUUGGAAAUGCUAUAGUUGUGCAAACUUGUUUCUGAUUUCGUUAUGCACUUGUGUAAUAAGUUCUGGCAAACCUCAAACUGAUGGAACUUGGAAUAAAUAAUU